Podarcis muralis (Common wall lizard) is the source of this 3100-nucleotide messenger RNA. NCBI's taxonomy places the organism in Eukaryota, Metazoa, Chordata, Lepidosauria, Squamata, Lacertidae. The record is from RefSeq and is a predicted model, not a curated record.
UCCUCCGCCGCCGCCCGAGGCUCCCUCCCUGGGCCCGGCGCCGUCCGCUGCCCGCCCGCGCAACGCUCCGCUCCGCCCGGCGCAGACAGAAUGCACUGGCAGAAGACCCUGGCAAAGUCUUAAUGCACGUGGACCUAUCUGAAUUGCCAGCAGGGCACUGAAGGUCUCAAGGAGGAGGACGAGGAAUCUUGCCAACUUUCUUACGGUUUACGAAAGCACCCUCAGCUCGUCAGUUGGUGCUGGCCGCCAGGCCCAGUCGGUUCUCCAGAGCUCUCCUCCUGAAAUCGCUUCCCAAGAGACAACAUUCCUUUUUCGACUGUGGGAUCCAGAACUGAGCAGCAGACUCCAGUACUAAGUGAUGUCUCACCCAUCAUGGCUGCCCCCCAAGAACCCCAGCGAGCCCGUGGGCCAUGUGACCGCGAGGAUGGAGACCACCCAUUCUUUUGGGACCCCCAGCAUCUCCAUAUCCACUCAGCAGACCCCAAAGAAGUUUGCUCCGGUCGUGGCCCCCAAACCGAAGUACAAUCCCUACCGAGCGGCUGAAGGGGAAGGUGACUUCCCGCCGCCCCCGCCACCUCCACCUCCUUCUGACGAUCUUGGGAAUCCUCCUCCACCGCCGCCCAGUGCCUUUCUUCCUCCUCCUCCUCCUCCUGAUGAAGCCAUGUUCAAUGUUCAGGUCAGCGCCGGUGGCAAGACUCUGGAGGAGAGGCGUUCCAGUCUGGACGCGGAAAUCGACUCCUUGACCAGCAUCUUGGCUGACUUGGAGAACAGCUCGCCUUACAAGCCGCGGACGCAACAGGGCUCUGGGAUUCCGGGCGGAUCUCCCAUCGCUACGCCUCCGAUGGCCACCCCAGUCACUGGCCACAAGCGCAUGGUCAUCCCAAACCAGCCUCCCCUGACGGCCACCAAGAAAUCGGCAUCCAAGCCUGGCUCUCAGCCCAUCCCGGAGGCAGGUCCCAUCCCGGUGACCCCAGUCGGCACCUUGAAACCUCAGCCGGUUCCGGCGUCUUACAGCACGGCUUCCACCCCGAACCGCCCGACCUUCAACGUGCAAGUGAAGUCGGCCCAGCCGGCCCCCCACUUCCAGCCACCAGCCCCCAGUAUAGCAGUCUGGCCCCCCAACCAAGCGGCUCAACCUGCGUCUUCUCUGGGUCCAGCGCCUUACGUGCCGUCUCAGCCCCGGGCCGCGGAUUAUGGCUACGUGCCCCAAACCGCCCCUCACCCAGAGCCAAGCUAUGGGUACGGGGGGCCCCAGGGCCGCUACCAAGAGCCGGCCUACCCCGGAGGCUACGGAGGGAGGACUGGCUCGGAUCCAUCCUACGUGCCGCAAAAUGCCUGGAAGCAGGAGGCGACAUACCCUUCUCCCGGGUCUGCGGCCCUGAAUCCCACAGGGCAGUACCCGUCGUCCGGAGCCAAGAAAACCUACAUCACGGAACCGGCCACCGGGCCUCAGCCUCCUCUGCUGCAGCCAAAGAGUGGACAUGGCGGUCCCAACCCUGCCUCAAGUGCUCCUUUGUUCAGACCGGAGGAUGAGCUGGAACACCUGACCAAGAAGAUGUUGUACGACAUGGAAAACCCGCCUUCCCAGGAAUACUUUGGUCGCUGUGCCCGCUGCGGGGAGAACGUCGUGGGAGAAGGAACUGGCUGCACCGCGAUGGACCAGGUCUUCCACGUGGAGUGCUUCACCUGCAUGACCUGCAGCAACAAACUGCGGGGCCAGCCCUUCUACGCGGUGGAGAAGAAAGCCUACUGCGAGCCCUGCUACAUCAGCACCCUGGAGCAGUGCAGCGUCUGCGCCAAGCCCAUCAUGGAGCGCAUCUUGAGAGCCACCGGCAAGGCUUACCACCCUCACUGUUUCACCUGCGUGAUCUGUCAGCGCAGCCUGGACGGGAUCCCCUUCACCGUGGACGCUGGCGGAAACAUCCACUGCAUCGAGGAUUUCCACAGGAAAUUCGCUCCCCGCUGCUCUGUCUGCAAAGAGCCCAUCAUGCCCGCACAAGGCCAGGAGGAGACUGUGCGCAUUGUGGCCUUGGACCGUGACUUCCAUGUGGAGUGCUACCGCUGCGAGGACUGCGGAGGCCGCCUGUCCGAAGGCGACAACCAGGGCUGCUACCCCUUGGACGGCCACAUCCUCUGCAAGAUGUGCAACUCUGCCCGGAUCCAGGCCCUGACGGCAAAGUCGAGCACCGACCUCUGAAGGCCCCCGGAGCCUCGCGCCAUCCUCCCCCUCUCGCACAGCUGGAAGGCUUUAGGACACGCAGAGCGGCUUGCUGGGGGCUCCACAUUAUGGCGUCUCCCCCCCCCCAUGUCUACACUACAGAUUUAACUCUUUGAGCCUGCAAUCCCUCUCUGCAAGGCACCCUGGGAAAUGUAGUUCUCUGGGGCUCUUUCCGAGAAAGGUCUCAGGACACCCCCACGAAACUACAGUUCCCAGGAUGCUUUGAGGAAUGCCACGAUGCUUAACUGGUUUGAAACUGGUAGAUGUUUGUAGUGCAGAUGGACCCCCCCCCCAAGUCCUCGGCUGUCUCCAUCCCCUUCUAGUUUCAUCUCCUCUAAAUCCGAAACCCAUUAGCUUGUCCUAUGCAUUUUAUCCAUUCCGAAGCUCCAGCCACAGAUGCUAACGCCUUUUCCUUUUCUUCUUCACACGAGCCAUCAGAUCCCGAGCUUCUUUGCACAUUAAUAUAUGGGGGGGGGGGACGAACGGGGACACUUUAUAUCUAUUUCUAUAGCCUCAUAUGAUAACGUAUUGCAAUAUUUCACUAGUGCCUUAAAGACAACUAUGCAGAGUAAGGAGUUAGGGCUGCGAUUCAGGGAUGGGAAAGGCGAUUAGGGAAUCUGCGGGUGCUUGCGAGGGAACGUGCUUGGCACUUGAACUGCGAUCAGGGUCCACCUCUGUCGCACCUCCAUGGACCCAACUUGCUGGGUUCUCGUGACCAAAACAUAGCUUUCAGAGCUGGAACCACAAGCACACCAUUUACUGUAAUCUCCACCUGAAAAAAAGGGGGGGGAGUUUUCUGAGGGGAAGGUAAAAGGACCUCUGGAUGGUUAAGUCCAGAAACACACACUCACACUACAGCUGGAAUAAAAAAUCUCGCACAGA